AUGAGAAAGUGUAAAGUUUUCGUUGGAAACUCCCAUCCAAAGUUGGGAAAGCUCGUUUGUGAGCGUCUCGGAAUUGAACCUGCACCAGCAACGCUCAAGAAGUUCUCCAACGGUGAGACUUCCGUUCAGAUUGGCGUUUCCGUGAGAGAUGAAGAUGUCUACAUCAUACAAUCGGGAUCUCCCGAGACCAAUGACCACAUCAUGGAACUUCUGAUCUUGAUAUCGGCAUGCCAGGGUGGUUCAGCAGCUAAGAUCACAGCCGUGAUUCCAAGCUUUCCAUAUGCAAAGCAGUCCAAGAUGAAGAAGCACAGAGGUGCCAUCACCGCCCGGAUGUUGGCCAAUCUUCUAAUCAUGGCAGGUGCCGAUCACGUUAUCUCUAUGGACUUGCAUGCCUCGCAGAUGCAAGGUUUCUUUAGAAAGCCGGUGGAUAACCUGUAUGCAGGCCCUACGUUGGCCUCGUGGAUUCGCCACAACAUCCCGGAUUACCAGGAUGCUGUUGUUGUGUCGAAGAACCCCGGUGGAGCCAAGAGAGUGACUACUCUUGCCGAUCAGUUGAACAUCAACUUUGCCAUGAUCCACACAGAUAAGGAGAGAAGCAAGGAGAGCUAUGGCCACUCAAAGCCAAGCCAGCAGGUCAGCACUGUUGAGGCAAACGGCCAGGUUGAGCAGGAUGAGGUUAUCUGCUCUACCGAUGUUCAGACUGCAAGAAUUGUGAAAGGUCAUGUUCUUGAUGAAGAAGCUUCUGAGGAGGCUGCCGAGGCUUACGCUGCAAAGGCUUUCAAGAAGAAGGCACGUGCCAGAAGCUCGUUUGUUUCUGGUGACGACAAGACUUUCAGACCUUCCCUGAUCCACAAGGAGUCUGAAAUCACGUAUGACAACAACAAUUCCGAUGAUGAGGACGAACCCGAGUUCAGUGCCUCCGAGAAGGUGAUAACCUUGGUUGGAAAUGUUCAGGACAAGCCUGCCAUCAUUGUGGAUGACAUGAUUGACAGACAUGCUGCCUUCAUUGCUGCUGCCGAGCACCUCCGGAAGAAUUGUGGUGCAAAGAAGUGCUACGUUGUUGCCACCCACGGUAUCUUUGCUGAUGACUGCUUGGAGAGACUUGACAGCUGUCCGUACAUAGAUGGAAUAAUUGUUACGAAUACGUAUCCAAUUCCGGACGCGGCGGCCAAGAAGUGCAAGAAGCUUACGGUUAUUGAUGUCUCUCCAAUCUUUGCUGAGUGUAUCAGGAGAGAUCAUUUCGGUGAAUCCAUCAGUGUUCUUUUCAACUCUCUUGCUUCUGUUGUUUGA
Messenger RNA from Brettanomyces bruxellensis, 1290 nucleotides. Its product is annotated as ribose-phosphate pyrophosphokinase 1. Gene Ontology annotation, molecular function: ribose phosphate diphosphokinase activity; magnesium ion binding. The coding region runs from base 1 to 1290 and encodes 429 amino acids. The record is from RefSeq and is a predicted model, not a curated record. The transcript has a single exon. Gene Ontology annotation, biological process: 5-phosphoribose 1-diphosphate biosynthetic process; ribonucleoside monophosphate biosynthetic process; purine nucleotide biosynthetic process. Lineage: Eukaryota; Fungi; Ascomycota; Pichiomycetes; Pichiales; Pichiaceae. Gene Ontology annotation, cellular component: ribose phosphate diphosphokinase complex; cytoplasm.